ACGUCCAUUGAGAAAGUCUUACCAUCAGAAUUGCAACACACUUGAAAUCGGCGCAUUGCGCACUGCAAGAUGAUGGAAUUUUGCACUUUCCGACAAAAUAUACGGAACUUUCACGAUGCUUUUGAGAUGACGUGAUCGUCCGCUGGCUGGCAAGUACAAUUCAGUGUGCCUACUUGUAGAAUCUCUUGCUCCAAAAGCAAGAAACUAAAAAAAAAUUUGGACGCUGAGAGCACAGCAUGAGCGCUCGUCAGCGCAAUCGGGCCGAGGUCCUGUGCCGGACCUGCGGCCAGGUCCACGAGCCCCACGCCAACCACCUGUACGACUACUGUGAGAGCGUGGACGAGGAGCUGACGUGCAACAUCUGCCUGCAGCCGCUGGUCUCCCCGACGGACACCAUCUGCGGCCACACCUUCUGUGUCCGGUGUAUCCGCAGCACGGUCCGCAUCCAUAAGAUGUGCCCUGUCGACCGCAAGCCCCUGACCAGCCAAGACUGCCGGCCGUCCAGCUUCAUCGUUAAGAGAAUGUUGGACAGAUUGCUGGUAGUCUGCCCGAACACCAGCUACUGCAGCGCCACCAUGCCGCGGUGCGACCUGGAGCCCCACCUGACCAGCCGUUGCCCCGGCAACGCGGCGCACUGCGUCAAUGAGCCCCAGGGCUGUACGUGGCAUGGCCCGGCCGAGGCUAAGGAGAAUCACGUCUGGGAGUGUCCCUACAGAUCCAGGCCAGUUCCAGUGGGAGUCCCGAUAAAAGACGGCACGCUGACCACGAUAGAGAUCACAAGAAGGAGAGACGAGGAGCUGGGGAUAAGUAUCGUAGGGGGCAACGAAACACCACUGAUUGGCAUAAUCGUCCAAGAAGUAACCGAUGGCGGCAUAAUAGCCAGAGACGGAAGGAUAGCGGCCGGCGAUCAGAUUGUUCAAGUUAACGACGUUGACCUGAAAGACGUCAGCCACCAGGUUGCUCGCAUGGCGCUCCAUCGGUGCCGCUCCCCGGUCCAUCUGACUGUGUACAGGGAGAAAGCGGAGAACACCAGCCAGACAGAGACCUACAAGAUCGGUCUGAACAAAGUGCCUGGGGUGCCCCUGGGCAUCAAGAUCGCUGCCAGAAGAAACGAUCCUGGCGUGUACGUCGUGGAAGUGCUCGAGGACAGCGUAGCUUGGAGGGACCGACGUCUCAAAGCGGACGACCGCGUCAUUGAGGUGAACGGACAGGACCUGCGGCAAGCCACGCCGGACAGAGCCGCACAGAGUAUCAAGGAUGCCGGCGACAGAAUACGAUUGGUCGUCGUCCGUACCGUGAGACCCUCACCGGAGACCCAGGACGCCGAGUCCCUCCAUGUCCAAGACUUUCUCAACGACUUCCCAUCGGAGGCCAUCGCCGUCUCCAGGGAGUCUGCGGCCCUCCACACCAGGCAGGAGAAACUCAUCAACAUCAAGAAGGGCAGCAAAGAGAGCCUAGGCAUCAGCGUCAGUGGAGGCCGGGGAGGACCACGGGGCGACGUGCCGGUCUUCGUCACCAACGUCCAGGCUGAUGGCUGUGUCGGUAGACAGGGCCAACUCAAGAAAGGAGACAUCAUCCUGACAGUCAAUGGCACUAGCCUCUGGAACCUGUCCCACACCGACGCAGUCAGCGUCCUGAAGGCCAACGCCAACUCCAAAGCAAUCGUACUCAAAGUACUGGAGGGAGACAGGGCGCUAGACGGCUCCACCCGGUACUCACCGUCAUGGCUGACGUGGUUAACGCUUCCUCAAUUUUGUCAAAUCCAAAGCAAAGUCAUCCUGGAUAAGGAAUCCUCUCCCAGCCUCGGUUUCAGCGUCGUCGGGGGCUGUGACUGUACCCAUGGCAACCAACCAAUCUUCGUCAAGACGCUAGUCCCCAACGGCGCGGCCGGACGCAGCGGGCAGCUCAAGUGUGGGGAUCAGUUACUGAAGGUGAACAACGAGUCACUGCUCAACAUCAACCACACGAGGGCGGUCUCCAUCCUGAAAGCCAUGCCGGGGAAGGUGCAACUGACUGUCGUGUCCUGGCCGGGCACUGCUGUCUGACCCUUGCCCUCUGACCUCUGCGGAACCUCCCGCACACAAUUACUGCAGUAAUUUGGGACACAUAGAGUGUACUUGGUCAACGUUUUGUUUUCACAGAGAUUAAACCCUUUAGUCACUAUAGUGCUUUAAAUUUGUGGUCUGCAGGUAUUUAAUUCUGCAGGUUGUGGGUUCGAGUCCACCCUGGGGUCAUGGUGCGUGUGUCCUUGGGCAAGGCACUUUGUCAAUCAUUGCUUCUCCCCACCCAGAAGUAAAUGGGUACCUGUGAGGGCAG
Messenger RNA from Patiria miniata (bat star), 2316 nucleotides. RefSeq names its product ligand of Numb protein X 2-like. The record is from RefSeq and is a predicted model, not a curated record. Bases 237 to 2045 code for a protein of 602 amino acids. NCBI's taxonomy places the organism in Eukaryota, Metazoa, Echinodermata, Asteroidea, Valvatida, Asterinidae. The transcript is spliced from 13 exons. Gene Ontology annotation, molecular function: zinc ion binding; protein binding.